Messenger RNA from Plasmodium malariae, 417 nucleotides. RefSeq names its product conserved Plasmodium protein, unknown function. The coding region runs from base 1 to 417 and encodes 138 amino acids. The transcript is spliced from 5 exons. NCBI's taxonomy places the organism in Eukaryota, Apicomplexa, Aconoidasida, Haemosporida, Plasmodiidae. The record is from RefSeq and is a predicted model, not a curated record.
AUGAAUAUUGUAAAAAAGAUUUAUAUCUUCCAUUUUCUGAUAAUCAUAUUAAAGCAGUUAUGUUUUAUAUCAUCAAACAAAAUAAAAAAGGAAGAAAUGGGGAUAAUGGAUUUGUUACCCAGUAAUUCUUUACUAUAUCCUUUAGAUUUUCAACAAAAUUGGCAAGCAUCUGAACCUAUUCCUCUUAACAUUCAUUACGACGUCCCAUCAUACGGACAUAAGGAUUUGCUCACUGCACUAGAGUACCACAAUGAUUUGGAAAAUUAUGAAAAGGAAAGGGAGGAAAUAAAGAGAAAGAUAAUAGCAGAACAGAACAGAUUAGAAGAAUUUUUGUGGAACAAAAUUGAAUUCCUUAAAAUAAAAGAAAGAAAUUUGCAAAACCAAAAUUUUUUAAGGACUCAUAAAAAUAAGAUAUAA